Cuscuta epithymum is the source of this 7285-nucleotide messenger RNA. NCBI's taxonomy places the organism in Eukaryota, Viridiplantae, Streptophyta, Magnoliopsida, Solanales, Convolvulaceae. The record is from the annotation of a GenBank genome assembly.
GUUUGCUGGAACUAAAAUUUGAACUUGUGUCUCCUCCUCCCCGCCCCAUCCCGCCUCGCCUCGCCUUCUAGGUGGUUGUCCGCAAGGUUUUGAAGUUCUCUAAGAUUCCGAAUCCCCAAAACAGACGGAACGCUUACCAGACCCAUAUCUCUGAACCCUUGUUUCGCAUGGCUUCUGAUGCCCCUCGAGCUCGAAUUGACCAGUUCUUUGCAUCAAAGAAGAAGAGGAAAUUUGAAUCUCCUGUCUUGAAAUCUCCAGUAUCCAGUAAAGAUGCUAAAAUUUCGACUGAGGGGUCACCAGGCACCAGAGGAUUUCUUGAGAAUUAUUCAGUCAAAUCUCAGGACAAUUGUGAGUCUCUGGGCUCACCUGUUGAGAGAAAUUUGACACUAGAGCUCGAUCGAAUUUCCAAAGAUGAAGACGAAGUGGCAGUUCCCUCAAGAAAAUCACACUCUCAAGGUCCUAAAACAUCAUACGAAAUGUUAUACAAUGCAGGUGUUGCGGCCAGAGAGCAUCCUAAAAAUUCAUCUGAACACAUCCUAGACCAAAAAAACCUACAACUCAAUCAAUUUGCCAGUGAGUUCCUAUCAUUAUACUGCAGUAAGAGACCAUGCCUACCAACUAGUGAGGGCUUACCAUUACAUCAAAAUGUGCAUCCGUAUAAAAUACAUUGUAUCCCCUCUACUGCCGAUAGAAGCUCUUCUUCUAUUGAGGACAAUUCAACUAGCUCUCCAAGGAAUUAUCUUCCAGAUGCCCAUGAUGAUGUUGUUCCCAAAUCUGCACAUGCAAAUCCACAUUCUUGUGAGGUGAACACAGAUACACUUGCUGAACCUCAAAUAAGCUUGAGAAGAUGUAAUAAGGUUCCUGUUCCUAAAGCAACUGAAUCUCUAACCCCAGGUUUGUCUACUAAGGAACAUGUGGCAAGAGUUACUCCAACAUCAGGACAUGGUGCCUCGAUCUUUUCACCUGGAGAAAGUUUCUGGAAUGAAGCAAUUGAAGUUGCUGAUGGGUUGUUUGCUGAAAAUGAGAAAGGUACGUACCGAGUUACUGAUGAGGAUGUAACUGUGAGCACCCGACAUGACAUACUUAGUACCAACGAUCUGAUAAGUGGUGGACAUGCCAUAAAAUUAAACAGAGUAACCGAAAGAGUUGUGGAUAGUGUUUCUAGUGUGAGAAUGGUUUCUGCUGCUGUGCCAAUAAAGAAGAUUGGGAAGGAAAUGGAUAAAGAAGUCUCUCCAUUGCCUGUAAAGCACUUUGACUUUGCUUUGGAAGACAAACAAAUGGCACAGAUUAAUGAUUGCCAUAUUCUCAGUGGAAAUGAAAUUGGGCAUGCUCCAGUAAACAGAUUAUUUACAGAAAAACUUGCAGGGGCCUACAAAUAUGAUGUUUCUAAAACUACUCCUGAUACUCUCGUGCAAAGCAAUGAUAGCGUAACUUUUAAUACACCAACGGAGAGAUCAGGAAAAGUCAGAGGUAAUUCUGAAUCCAGUGAAGACAUCACUCCUUCAAGUUUUAUGCCACAAAAAGAUUGUUUAGAUCUCAGCAAUUGGCUCCCACCUGAAAUAUGCAGCACCUACAAGAGGAAGGGUAUAGCAAAAUUGUACCCAUGGCAGGUUGAUUGCCUGCAAGUGGAUGGUGUUUUGGAGAAUAAGAAUCUGGUUUAUUGCGCCUCUACAAGUGCUGGCAAAAGUUUUGUUGCUGAGAUUUUAAUGUUACGGAGAAUCUUAUCAAGGGGAAAAAUGGCAAUCCUUGUACUGCCAUAUGUAUCCAUUUGUGCUGAAAAGGCCGAUCACCUAGAAGUCCUCUUAGAACCACUUGGGAAGCAUGUACGCAGUUACUAUGGAAAUCAAGGUGGCGGAACCCUUCCCAAGGACACAUCUGUUGCUGUGUGUACUAUUGAAAAAGCAAACUCCUUAAUUAAUAGACUGCUAGAAGAGGGCCGCCUGUCAGAACUUGGCAUCAUUGUGAUUGAUGAGCUUCAUAUGGUCGGUGAUCGGAACAGAGGCUAUUUACUGGAGCUGUUGCUCACAAAGCUUCGCUAUGCAGCUGGGGAAGGCAACACAGAAUCGUCCAGUGGAGAAAGUUCAGGUAUGAGCAGCGGGAAAGCUGACCCUGCUCAAGGUCUUCAAAUUGUUGGAAUGAGUGCAACUUUGCCAAAUGUGGCUGCAGUUGCUAAUUGGCUUGAUGCAGCUUUGUACCAAACAGAUUUCCGGCCUGUUCCUUUAGAGGAGUACAUCAAAGUAGGCAACACGAUUUAUAACAGAAAGAUGGAAAUUGUGAGAACAUUGCCAAAAACUGCUGAGCUUGGUGGCAAGGAUCCAGAUCAUAUUGUGGAACUUUGCAAUGAGGUUGUUCAAGAUGGUCAUUCCGUGCUAAUUUUUUGCUCCAGUCGGAAAGGAUGUGAAGCAACAGCUAGGCAUGUUGCUAAGUACUUGAAGUUCUUGAUCAGCCCCUGCAACAAAGAUACUGAGUUUGAUAUUGAUUCUGCCAUUGAUGCACUGCGAAGAUCUCCUGCAGGCUUGGACCCUAUACUUGAAGAGACACUUCCUGCUGGUGUUGCUUACCAUCAUGCUGGACUUAUGCUCGAGGAAAGAGAGACUGUUGAGAGUUGUUAUCGCAAAGGACUUGUACGAGUCUUAACUGCUACAUCAACUCUUGCUGCUGGAGUUAACCUCCCUGCCCGGAGAGUUAUUUUCCGACAACCUCGUAUCGGGUAUGACUUUAUUGAUGGAACAAGGUACAUGCAGAUGUCUGGUCGUGCUGGUCGGACAGGGAUUGAUACAAAAGGAGAGAGUGUGUUGAUUUGCAAACAAGAUGAAGUUAAAAGAAUAUUGAGACUUUUAAAUGACAGCUGCCCACCAUUGCAUUCUUGCCUGUCGGAUGAUAAGAAUGGAAUGAUUCAUGCAAUACUAGAGGUCGUUGCUGGUGGGAUUGUUCAAACUGCUAAUGAUAUUCACCGAUAUGUUAGGUGUACCCUUCUUAAUUCAACAAGACCUUUUGAAGAUGUGGUAAAGUCAGCACAGGAUUCUCUUCGGUGGUUAUGCCACAGGAAAUUCCUUGAAUGGAGUGAUGAUACAAAAUUGUACACUAUCACACCUCUUGGUCGAGCAUCUUUUGGCAGUUGUCUUUCUCCUGAAGAGUCACUCGUUGUAUUAGAUGAUCUCUUGAGGGCAAGAGAAGGGUUUGUACUUGCAUCUGAUCUGCAUCUGGUUUACUUAGUCACACCCAUUAAUGUUGAAGUUGAGCCAGAUUGGGAAUUGUAUUAUGCAAGAUUCAUGGAACUUUCUGCUUUAGAUCAGUCGGUUGGCAAUCGAGUUGGGGUUCAAGAACCGUUUUUGAUGCGCAUGGCUCAUGGAGCUGUUCCAGGUCACAGCUUUAACAGAUCUCGGGAGGCUAAUAAGGGAUUGCAGGUAAAGCUUGACCGCAGAUCUGGGAUUUCAAAUCAUGCCAUCCUUUCAGAUGAACAAGUUCUGCGAGUGUCUAAACGGUUCUUUGUGGCUCUCAUACUGACAAGACUUGUACAGGAAGUACCUGUUCCAGAGGUAUGCAAUGCUUUCAAAGUGACAAGGGGCAUGGUUCAGGGACUACAGGAAAACGGUGGGAGGUUUGCAUCAAUGGUGGCUGUCUUUUGCGAAAGACUAGGUUGGCAGGACCUUGAAGGAUUAGUUUCCAAAUUCCAAAAUCGUGUUUCAUUUGGAGUCAGAGCAGAGAUUGUGGAGCUCACUAACAUACCUUAUGUUAAGGGUUCCCGGGCUAGAGCACUUUACAAAUCUGGUUUGCGGACUCCUCAAGCAAUUGCAGAAGCAUCGCUUCCUGAAAUUGUGAAAGCACUUUUUGAAUCUUCAUCAUGGUCUGAACAAGGACUUGCUCAACGAAAAAUACAAUUAGGAGUUGCCAAAAAAAUAAAAAAUGGUGCCCGCAAGAUUGUUCUUGAGAAAGCUGAAGAGGCAAGACUUGCUGCAUUCUCAGCUUUCAAAUCACUUGGACUUGAUGUCCCACCCCUUUCUCUACCUCUCCUACCAAUUGCUGCAGCAGAUGCUGAUCGGAAAGAAUCAAGCACCUCUUCUGGAGAAAAGUCGACUAGCAGUUAUGUGCAUACGGAGCAGAUAAACCGUGCCACUUCCACAUCAGGCAAGGAAGAAACAGGAGAAGAUAAAUCAAUUGGGAGAUUACCUAUACAAUAUGAUGUUAUGGCUGAUGAACCUAAUUCACUUGCAGAAGGGUAUAGAAGUGGCAAUGCUGAAAUUAAAACAGCCACUCUUCCUCUUGAGAUCAAUAAUGAUGAAGGGAAGUCCAACGAUGAUGUUGGUCAUAUUGUGCAGGAGCUGCAUGACAAAGAUGGGAUAAGUAAAACAAAUGAGAAGAUUUCACCAAAGAAGGGCCCGAUCAAUGCAGUUAGUAGUCCUGGAGGAUUUGAUACUUUCUUGAAUCUCUGGGAUGCUUCUAGAGACUUCUAUUUUGAUAUCCACUUUAAUAAGCGAUCUGAUCUGAACACCAUUGUGCCUUUUGAAAUUCAUGGCAUAGCAAUCUGUUGGCAAAACUCUCCAGUGUAUUAUGUCAGUUUUCCCAAAGAUUUGUUUUGGUCAAGCAACCGAAGAAAUCUUCUGAUGUCCAAUGCUUCCGGCGAUAAUGAUGCUCCAUCUCCAAAACAUCAAUGGGAAAUGGCGAUGCAACGUUGGGAUAGAAUAAGAACUAUAAUGGGGAAAAACGGUGUUAAAAAGUUCACUUGGAACUUGAAAAAGCAGAUUCAGGUGUUUAAGUUCCCAGCUGUUUCCACUGUGAGAUAUGGCUCUGUGAAUGCUGCUGCCAAAGCUGCGGGCUUGAAUCUAAUUGAAGGUUCUUACUAUGUUUUGUCUCCUGUUCAUUUGCAAGAUGCAGUUGAUGUUUGCAUUGUUGCAUGGAUUCUUUGGCCUGAUGAGGUGAAGGGAUCUAGUCCCAGUCUGGAGAAGGAGGUUAAGAAAAGGCUAUCGAGUGAGGCAGCUGCAGCUGCUAAUCAGAAUGGUAGAUGGAAGAACCAGAUGCGCAGUGCUGCUCAUAAUGGUUGUUGCCGCCGAGUUGCACAAUUGUAUGCCUUGUGUUCGGUUCUGUGGAAACUAUUAAUAUCUGAAGGUCUUCUUAAGGCUCUCACAGAGAUGGAGAUGCCAUUGGUUGAUGUUCUUUCAGAUAUGGAGCUGUGGGGAAUUGGCGUUGACAUGGAAGGAUGCUUACGUGAUCGUGAAGUUGUGCGGAAAAAGUUAAAAAGUUUAGAAACGGAAGCUUACACAUUGGCCGGCAUGACCUUCUCAUUGAGCACAGCUGCUGAUAUUGCAAAUGUUCUUUAUAACCACUUAAAGCUCCCUAUGCCAAAGAGAGAUGACAAAGGGAAGCAGCACCCCAGCACUGAUAAACAUUGUUUGGGUUUGCUAAGGAAUGAGCAUCCAAUUAUUCCAGUCAUCAAAGAGCACAGAACACUGGCAAAGCUCUUGAAUUGUACAUUAGGUUCAAUUUGCUCACUUGCUAGGCUAUCUAUGAGGACUCAGAGGUACACGCUGCAUGGUCACUGGCUUCAGACCUCAACAGGUACUGGACGACUUUCAAUGGAGGAGCCAAAUCUUCAGUGCGUGGAGCAUAUGAUUGACUUCAAAAUGAGUCACACUGAUAAAGCUGAUGGUGAGUCGGAUACCGAUCAUUACAAGAUCAAUGCUCGUGAAUUAUUUCUGCCUACUCAGGAGAACUGGAUAUUUCUAACAGCUGACUACUCUCAGAUUGAAUUGAGACUCAUGGCCCAUUUCUCAAAAGAUUCUUCUUUGAUUGAGCUCCUAAGUGAUCCCAAUGGUGAUGUUUUCACCAUGAUUGCAGCGAGGUGGACAGGGAAGUUACAGUCUAUGGUGAGCUCUAAAGAGCGAGACCAAACUAAGCGGUUGAUUUAUGGCAUUCUCUAUGGAAUGGGAGCUAAAUCUCUUGCAGAACAACUGGACUGCAGUACAGAUGAAGCUUUUGAAAAAAUUCAAAGCUUCAAAAGAUUUUUCCCCGGUGUUGCUUCCUGGCUACAAGAAGCAGUUUCUUUCUGUCAAGAAAAAGGUUAUGUGGAGACUCUUAAUGGCCGAAAGCGUUUCUUGUCAAAAAUCAAAGUUGGGGACAAUAAGGAAAAAUCUAAAGCUCAGCGACAAGCUGUUAAUUCGAUUUGUCAGGGAUCUGCUGCUGACAUUAUCAAAAUGGCAAUGAUAAAUCUUCACUAUGCAAUGGUCAAGGAUGUUCCUAACUCUAGAUCUAGUUCUGGUUUGCCUGAAAACACUGGCAUGCUUAAAGGGAGAUGUCGAAUCGUCUUACAGGUUCAUGAUGAAUUAGUCCUAGAAGUUGAUCCUCCUGUUGUCAAGGAAGCUGGAAUGUUGCUACGUAUGAGCAUGGAAAAUGCAGCCACACUCCUUGUACCGCUUCGUGUCAAACUGAUGGUUGGAAAGACAUGGGGAUCUUUGGAACCCUUCCACGUUGAAGGACCUCAUGAUAAUGUUAUGGUACUCACUUAAUAUGACAUGCAUGCGUUGGUAUUACAUUGCGUUGUGGGCAAAACACAAAUUGUAUAUUAUGGCUGAAGGCUUAACUAUAUCUUAUUCGGCAAUGGCUCUUCACGCACCCCUAUUCUCCAUUGGCUCUUUUGGCUAUAUUUUGAAGACUUGAAGGGUUGAAAAUGGUUACAAAGUUUUGUUCACAGUAGGAUGAUCUGAUGAUGUAACAAAGCUUUCUCUGCUCAAACAAAGUUCUUUAACAAAGUUUUAUGGCUACGCAGUCUCUUCUAGCAAAAAGGGAUCCAAGUGAACAUGUUAACUGUCUUGGCAGAACAAGUUUUCUCGGUCCAAGUUAUAGUGACUGAACUGCUGGUAACUGAUUGGCUUAUAGCUGCUGGUUAAAGCAGAGAGUUCACGUCGCGUAAUUGGUUUGCACUAAGACUGAUGAAAGAUUGAUUUGGUACUGCAUUACUAUCACUGGAAGUGCUUUAUGCGAUAUGUAUAGUUCAAGUAAUAAGAAAAGGAAUUUGUCAAAAGGAAAACAUGCUUAUUCUUCUCUGGAACCGGGGGUAACAUUGUCCAAUGUCCAGGGCUAAAUCUUUUGUAGCUCUAAUGGGGUCAGCAAUGUUGACUGGGGUAAUGUGCUUCAGUUGGACUUGGUGUACACACUUUUACACAUGUCUGUGUAGAUUUUUUUUUUGUCUGUACAGACAAAACGUUUUUUUGUCUAAAUAAAAUUUUGGUGAAAGGAACUAGCAAUUUGACAAUUUGUGCAGAGUAGACAAUGCAUUUACGUUUUUUAC